AUGGGAUUCAAAGUGAACAAAAAAUUUGCAGAUCAUUAUGACUCGUACAGACGAAAAGAGACAUUACAGCGCUUCAAAGACCGCUUUGGGUCAUCAGAUGAAGAAUCAACUUCCGAGGAAGAAGAGGAAGACCCGCAGUUCACCAAAAAAUCUACUCUUGGCUUUUUAAAAACGCUGGAUGCGUUGAAACGAAACGACCCGUCGAUUUACGAUUCCAAAACGAAAUUUUAUGAAACUGAUUCUGAAGAGGAUGAAAACGAAAAGACGAAAACAGAGAAAUCCUUGACUUUGAAAGAUUACGAAAGAAAUGUGGUGCUGAAGAAGGGCGGAAUCGUCGAUGAAGAAGCUGAAGAAAUGGAAGAAUUGACCAGACCGUCUACGAGUGGGAAAUCGCAUAAGGAAGAACAAGAAGAAAUCAAGUCCGAAUUCGCAAAACUCGCCGAGUCCGAUUCUGGCUCCGAUUCCGAGGAUGAAAUCUUUUCGAAGAAAGCGAUCAAGUCCGGCGUCGCGACAGAAAAGGACAUUGACUGGGAUUUGCUGGCGAAUAAGAACUUGGACGAAAAGGAAAAGUUUGUCAAGCAGUAUUUGAUGAAUGCGGCUUGGAAUGAAGAUGAAUCUGAUCAAGAUUAUUCUUCUGGAGAAGAACUUGUCGCGCUGAAAUACCACAAAGAAAACGGCAAAGCAGCUCAAGAAUCGUCCGAGGAGGAAGAAAGCGACGGAGAAGACCUCUUUUCGUCGAGAAAACUUGAAACAGACGAAGUCAAAGAAUCUGUCGACGUUUUGAAAACGAAGUUUGAGCGAGAAGAAUCGAGGGAACCAAAAGCUUACCCGAGAAAUGGUGUUCCUGACAGCUUGCGACAGGAUACGAAGUCAGAAGCAAAAGCAAAGAAACGACAGGAAAAGAAAGAACGCAAAAUGAAGAAAGAAAAGGAAUACAAAGAAAAUAUGGCUAGAAUGAAACACAUCAAAGAAGAAGAACUCAUGGCGAAAAUGGAAGAGCUCAAGUCCGCGCUUGGAGUGUCCGAUAUCGACAUCGAUCCGAGCUUGUUGAAGGGCGAUUUUGACCCGGACAAGCACGAAGAACUCGUGGAAAAGCUAGCUGCGAAUUUAGGAGAAGACGAAUUCGACGAAAAUGGAGAGCUCAUAAAGCCGGUCUUUUCCGACCUGGAAGAAUGGGAAGAAGAACAGGCAGAAACAAAACGAAAAGCGAAAAAGGAACGAAAGCAGAAAAAGAAGCGCGGUGGCCGUGGACGAAUUCGCGAGACAGAUGAUUACGAAGAAGCGAAAGAAAAGUUCCCCGAAAUUGCCAAAGAAAUCGACGAGCUGGACUAUCAAGUUGAUAUGGUCGGCGACACUGCCUGCAAGUUUAGAUAUCGGGAGGUUGACAAGGAAGAUUAUGGACUAACAGCUGAUGAGCUACUGAAUGCUACAGAUGCAGAGCUGAAUCAGUGGGUCGGUUUGAAGAGAGUCACUCAAUGGAAAGACGAUGGAUUUACGAAGAACAAAUUCUGGACGAACCCGAAAAAGAUCGAAGCGAAAAAGAAACAGAUCUUCAAAAGUAUUUAUGGGGACGAAUACGAGGUUGAAAAGGCCCAGGAGCCGAAGAAGAAUCGAAAGAUUAAUUCGAAACGGCGAAGAAAGCUGAAGGAAAGACAGCUUUUGGAAGAAGGCGAGGACCAGGAAGAAAAGAGCGAAGAAGAGCCGGCGCAGGAAGUUGAAAAGAAGGAGAAGAAGAUAAAGAAGAAGCGAAAGCACAAGGGACAGUUGGACAAUAUCACCGACGAUCGAUUCAGCUCCUACGGACUGACGAAAGACGAGAUCAAAAAGAUCAAAUAUGAUCCUGAAAAUGCCCUCAAAUACAAAACAUAA
Molecule: messenger RNA, 1869 nt
Organism: Oikopleura dioica
Lineage: Eukaryota; Metazoa; Chordata; Appendicularia; Copelata; Oikopleuridae
Source: the annotation of a GenBank genome assembly